AUGGAUUCGACUCACAUAGAUAUCGAGCAGAAAGGCUCUGCUGGCGCAGAGAAAGUUUGCGAUGAAGAAACACCACCCUCUUCAGGAUCGACUUCUCCCAGAGAAAAGGAAGUCGAAGAAGUGACCUACGACACUGGUCUCUUCUCGUGGCUGCAGGUCCUGGGGUCCUUUUUUCUCUUCUUCAAUUCCUGGGGGGUCAUCAACACUUGGGGAGCGUACCAAACGUACUAUGAACAAACCCUGCUGGCCGGUACUUCGUCGUCGACGAUCGCCUGGAUAGGGUCGCUGCAGUCGUUCCUUCUGAUGUUAAUCGGAGUCAUCACCGGCCCUCUCUUCGAUGCUGGAUACUUUCGUGGCUUGCUCUGUUUCGCCAAUGUCCUCCUUCCUUUCGGUUUCAUGAUGACCAGCAUUUCCUCCCAAUAUUGGCAUUUGAUUCUCGCGCAGGGAUUCUGCGUGGGCAUCGGAGCUGGGUGUCUCUUUGUACCCUCGGUGGCGAUCCUACCCCAGUACUUUCGUGCCAAGAGAGGAUUUGCAAACGGUCUUGCGGCCAGCGGCAGCAGCAUCGGCGGCGUGGUCUACCCGAUCAUGUUCAAUCAGUUACAGAAGAGCGUUGGGUUCGCCUGGGCAACGCGGGCAGUUGGCUUUCUCUGCUUUGGAAGCAUCAUGAUCUCCAUCAGCAUCAUGCGUAUUCGCUUCCCACCCAAGGACAAGCGGAAGCUUUAUCAGCUGUCCGCCUUCAAGGAACCCUCGUACUGUUUAUUUGUCGGGGCCAUGUUCAUUGGCUUCCUGGGAUUCUACAACUUCCUCUUCUAUGUGCAGUCUUAUGCGAUCGACACGGGCAUCGUGGGCAAGCAGCUGGGCUUCUAUCUGCUCUCCAUCUUGAAUGCCGGCUCAACAUUUGGUCGGAUCGGACCCAAUUUCGUCGCCGAUCAUCUGGGUCCGCUCAACAUGCUGACGCCCGCCGUAACCAUCACCGCGGCCUUGGCUUUUGCCUGGAUCGGUGUGCACAGCUUCGGCGGUAUCAUUGCCCUUGCCGUUCUGUAUGGUUUCUUUUCCGGCGGAUUUGUGUCUCUCCCUCCGGUCGUCAUGGCCAGCAUGACGCCCGAUAUUCGCGAUCUCGGAACUCGUCUGGGGAUGGUAUUUGCCGUCACCUCCAUUGGACUGCUGAUUGGUACGCCUAUCGGCGGUGCCAUCAUGUCCACCACGCAUGAAUAUCUUGGCGUUCAGCUCUUUACCGCGUGCUGCCUGGUCACAUCGGCAGGACUCAUGGCAACUUUGAGAUUCGUUCGAUCAGGUCCAACGCUCCUCAAAAAGGCCUGA
This is a messenger RNA of Penicillium oxalicum, 1320 nucleotides long. Its product is annotated as MCT family MFS transporter. The transcript is spliced from 2 exons. Gene Ontology annotation, molecular function: transmembrane transporter activity. NCBI's taxonomy places the organism in Eukaryota, Fungi, Ascomycota, Eurotiomycetes, Eurotiales, Aspergillaceae. Gene Ontology annotation, biological process: transmembrane transport. The coding region runs from base 1 to 1320 and encodes 439 amino acids. Gene Ontology annotation, cellular component: fungal-type vacuole membrane. The record is from RefSeq and is a predicted model, not a curated record.